AUGUAUCUUAACAACUGCCAUCGUUCGAUCCCCCCCCCCCCGUAUGGUCCGCUAGAUUCUGCCGGUGAUGUGGGUUUACGCCAGGGCAAGGUGCUCAUCUUCGUGAAGGACGGUCCCGGCUUCUACACCACUCGCAUCCUCGCCCCAAUGCUCUCCGAGGCCAUUCGACUAAUGCAGGAGGGCGUCACCCCGACGGAACUGGAUGCGGCAACGCUGGCGUUUGGCUGGCCAGUCGGUAUGGCCACCCUCGCUGAUGAGGUCGGACUCGACGUGGCGGUUCACGUGGCCGAGGAUCUGGGUGCUGCCCUCGGCAAACGCGUGCAGGUGGGUGUGUGUGUGUGUGUAUUUUACGCAAGGGAGUCUGAAUCCGUCUCCGAUCAUCGUGCCAUCGGAGCGGUCAGGGUGAGGGGGGGAGAGAGAGAGUGCGGUAGACGCUACGCAAGUUUGCCCCAAUACAAGACAACGUAUGUACAAGUUACCUCUGCGCAAGUUCUGUGAACUGCUGGAUGAAUGUCGCAUGCUUUUAGGUUUCUGUGUCUCUGUAUACAUGCAGGAGGUGGGGGAAAUGGACGCUGCAGGCGUUUCUCCACUGAAGGGACUGGAUCGUUAG
Spirometra erinaceieuropaei is the source of this 610-nucleotide messenger RNA. Lineage: Eukaryota; Metazoa; Platyhelminthes; Cestoda; Diphyllobothriidea; Diphyllobothriidae. The record is from the annotation of a GenBank genome assembly.